AUGUCUGGAGAAGAGGGGUCUAAAUCCGCUUCCGUCGCUGGAAAUGCUAUGAAAAAGCCGGGCUAUACAAAUCCAGCUUUCAAGGCCAUGGGUAUCCCCCCAUUGAGACUUCCAUCUAGGAACUGGAUGCUCUUUUGGACUGUGUUGACAGUCUCUGUUUCAGGUAUUGUCUAUGAUAAGCAUCAACAAAAGAAAAUUACGCAGAAGUGGUGCAAGGUUGUUGAACCUCUCUCUCAGCGCAAGUUAGCGGUGCACGAAAAGCCCAGGAAAAUCACUGUCUUUAUAGCUCCUCCUCCAAGUGAUUAUCUUGAUACGAGUAUGGGCAUCUGGAGACGUUACGUCAAACCGGUAUUAUAUUCGAGCGGUGUGGACUACGAAGUCUUUACAGAGGAAAAACAGGGUUUGAUUCGUGUUGAGGUUGCUGAACGCAUACGAGAGUUGAGAAGGGAACUCAUCAAGCAUGAAGCAGAACUGAGGCGUUAUGAAGAAGAGGCCAAACUUUGGAAUCGGUGCAAACGGGCGCUAUCACAGGGCCUGAAUCAGUUGAAAUCAAAGGAAGAGAUCGACGAAGAAAAAGAAAAAUUGUUAGCACUAAAGUUCAAGGCCGAAUUUGAUUACAAAAACUUACUCGGAGUUUUUCUGAACAAUCCUCGCCGCGAUCUAGAGGUUGUCAGCGAGGAUGCACUUGUAUCGAAUCCUACGAUGGCGGGUGGGGUCAUCUGCAUUGGUAGAGGUGCAUACAAAGAAUAUAUGGACGGUCUACACGAGGGGAUUUUGGGGCCACUAAGCCCUGCAAAGGAGAAUUCCUCCCCGAAAGAAGAGGUAUCGCAGUCAGCCAGUUUAGUGGAUCAUGAGCUUGAGACAGAAGAGGUUACAAAGCCACUAGAGGACAGUACCCCCGCACCAACUUCGAUAGAGAGCACAAAAGACGAGAUUACAGCAGAGAAGACGGAUAGCGAAACCACGGAAUUACCCAAGCCAAUACCUAAGCCUUAUAUUAGCCCUGAAGACUAUGCUCAGGCCAAAUUACCCAAGGAACUUACAUCUGGAGGCACCAUACGGGAGUUUGGUAGUGACGUCCCUGCUAUUUUUCAUCAGCCGGUACUCGUGCUCCCUAUGCCCAAUCUCGUAGGUUUUCUGAAUAUUCCAGAGCGUAUCUACCGAUUUUACAGAAGGCGUUAUGCUGCUGAAGCUUUUUGUAAGGCCACCAGUAGUUGCGUUCUGCAAAAAAUAAGACCAUUCGAGCCGAGUAUGGAUCUAGACUUAGCAAAGUUUGAAGAAAAUGAUUGGCCUAAGAAAUGGAUCAAAGAGGGAGAGUCUAAAGGCAGUGAAUGGGUUCGGGAGUUAAAAGGCGACGAUCGUGUACUGAGCAAGCUAAGCGUCUUUGAGCCCUCGUUGACUGAAAGCACGGACUUUAAGGAUGAAUAG
This is a messenger RNA of Lachancea dasiensis, 1428 nucleotides long. NCBI's taxonomy places the organism in Eukaryota, Fungi, Ascomycota, Saccharomycetes, Saccharomycetales, Saccharomycetaceae. The record is from the annotation of a GenBank genome assembly.